UAGGUGAUUAAGACUUCCUGCAAUUUUUCCUAACUUAAUCGCUUUGAGUGUAAUAAGAAUAAAAAGAACCAUCUCAAUUUUGACACAUUUAACAGUGUAACUACCGUGGUCCAUCAUUAACCUGCAGAUAUAAACAUUUAGUGGAAUAAUACCGUCAUGUCACAUACUUAGAAAAAGAUUUGCAGUGAUUGAAGUAAAAUAUCUUCAAGAAUGCAUGAACUGUUCACACAAGUUUUGACAAAAAAAGAUUUGUCCAAAGCAGGAGACCUAUUCUCUGUAGAUGAUAAAUCCAUCAUUCAAGAUCUUUCAGAUGUUAUUCAUAAAAUUAGAGAGAUCAUUCAUCUCUCUGAAUACAAAAGGAAUGCAAAUGAUCAAAGCGUUGUUGAAAUUUGCAUCACAAGGGUGACCUCUGCAAUAAGAGAAACUGGUUCCAUAGAAAAACAUGCAGAUGCAUUGGUUGCACUUCUUGAAUCAUGCCUUUGCCAUAGUUUGGCACCAUCCAGCAAGGGUGAAGAUCCACCCCACACCAAAAUUGCAUCUGAUGUCCUAUCUUGCAUAUUCUUGAAUUAUAGCAAGCGAGGAGUAAUGGAAUUAGCACUGCCAGUAGCUGUAAAGUUUCUUCAUAAAGGAAAUCGAGACCUAUCAAGAAAUCUUUCAUCCUACCUGUCCCUUGCAGCUAUCAAUAAUUCAGAUUUGUUAGCGCAACAUAUACAACCAAUCAUUGAUUCUUUUAUAUCAGGAAACUACGCAUUAGCUCGAGUUCUUCCACAGGUCUAUGCCGUCAAUCGAGAAGCAAUCCAUGGACAUGUGAUGGCACUAGCAUCGCUGCUACCCCUCUGUGAUACACCUGAAAAAAUAUCAUUGUUGAGCCUACUUGGUCCAAUUGCACGUAACCAGCCAGCUUUAUUGGAGGCUAGUCUUCCCCAGCUGUGUGAUUGUCUAUCUGUGCCUUCGGCCAUUCCAGCCACACUCCAACUUUUGGCUGAAAUGGCCGCCUACAAAGCCUCCUUGUUGGUAGAUUACACCUCAAGGAUAAAAGAAGCGACAGAGUCUUCGCCUUCAGUUGUUUGUUUAGCCGCACAAGUGAUAGCCCGUUUAGGGCAAGUAAAUGAAGAUCGCGGCCAAGAGGCGCUGGAUUUCAUCGUCCAACAAAUUACUCAAGCAGAGAAUCAUAAUAUCCCAUCAUUGUUACGGGAGGUAUCUAGUUUGUGUGCUACUCAUCCAAUUUUACUAACCGAAAGGCUGGUGAACAAAUUGGAGAGCUAUGUGGAGGGAGCACCAAGUGUCGCCAAAAAUAUCUAUCAACAAAUGAAAUCAAAUUUAGCCGCUCAACGAAGCGGGCAAGGGCUCCCAAAGAACAAUCCCAACGUCACUGUCCUCAAAGUCAAUGGGGAACACCAGCAUUCUGCCGCUACAAACCAUCAUCGACUCUCACUGCCACUUCAAGGUUUUAGUGGAAAUUUAUCCAGUGCAGCAAAUCCAACGUCAAAUAACAACCGGGCUUCACUUGGAGGAUUCGUCAACGUAGGAAAUAUGAGUGUGCCGAUAUCCGUGGCUAGUGCUGUCUUCAGCGGCACACCUGUUUAUAAUUCGCAAGGAAUUCCGGUUUUGUUAACCUUUGGACCGGGGGGAUUAAACAUAACCAAUCCAAUUACAACUACUUCAUCCAGCAAUAGCAAUAGCACCUCGACCUCUGGAAACAGGGUCGUUGGUAGCAGAACAAAACAAGCCGAUGCAAGUCGUUCUACCCCGCGACUUACACCAUCCACUGUACCAGGUAGCAGUGCCGUUCCAGCCGCAGUGAUGAACCGUUCAAUGAGCUGGAUAAAUGCGGUUCACAUGAGUACCAAUCGCCUCAGUCCUAGUCCGGCUGGACCUGUUUUACACAAAGGCAACAUAUCGCGCUUUGGUUCAUCCCAUCAAAUGGCUCUUGGCGCGACCCCCUAUGGCCCAAGUCGCGAAGCUCACGGACCAGGAAUUCAUAAUCCAAACCAAGGUGGACGAGGUGCAGUCUUCGCUAGUCGUGGUUCGCGCGGAAGUCUCUCAACUAAUCGAGUGCAAGUUUCAUCUGGAAAUUCGCCCGCGGUAACUAGCAACGCAUCUGUACCUUCAGCCAGCAACCCUAUGCGUAGCGUGAGCGGAAGCUUAACAACUAUGAAAGAAGAUCCCGAAGCUGACCUCCGUAUGAAUAGCUUGGUAUUUGGGCACAACAACCCAAACGUCGGAUUAGGUGGACGCGAUUUAGGUGUUAUGGCUGGGUUGGGUGGAGGAAAUCACAUGUCUCCGUCACCGACGAUUGCCCUUUCUCCUAUACAUCGCAUCCAAAAUCAAACUCCUUUCUCAUUAAUUCCAUCGAGCCUGUCCUCGUUGGCUCCAUCACCACCCCCUAUUAGCCAGAAUGGCAAUAGCGGUGUAAAAAUGCACGAAGAUUUGAUCCAAUCGUCUGUCGAUAAUCAGCACCAUAAGGCAUCCACAAACACUCUGGCAUCUCAGAGUACUCUAUCUUUCCACAAUUCCAGUGUUACCAUAAGCAAUCCAUCUGGUCAGCAUCCGCCUCAGACACAAGUGGUAGUGAGACGCAAUCAUGCUCAAUCUGGCAAUUUUUCUGGUAACCCGAACGGAGAUAGAGCGAGACUUGAUGAUGCUGUGGGUAUGGCAGCAUCUCAGCGUAUUAGUGUUUUCGAACCCUACCCCAUGCAAGACGCUGUUAAGCAUUUCUGUGACAAGCAUCUUGAUAAGAUUAAAGCGUACAUGGAGAGACUCAUGGCUCGGCUCCCUUUACCUGUGAAGUGUACAAUUGAAGAACGCCGAUCAAAGAAGCAUGCCAAAGUUCACUUUACGUGCCAAGGGAAAAGCGAAUAUUGUCUUUAUGGAAAAUCUCUAUUUGCCCUUAAAACGAAACAUCCCAGACUUUGGAUCCACCUUAUGUUUCUCGCAUUACAGUCAAGAUCCACUUCGGCCUUGAGUACACGAGAUGCCUCAGUUAGCAGUUUAAAAAAUUGUUGGGAUAUCCUAAAGUGUGACAACCGCUCAUUUCUUAAUCUGGUUAUGUCAGCAUUCCCGUCCACCAAAGACCAAGAUAGCCUUAUGCACGAGCUGCAGCAAGAUCGCUUCUUUGAUGUUUUCGAAUUUAAUGCAGCUGCUGGUACGUGGAAUUGUUUCCUUUGCAAUCAUCCCGAUCGGGCGCCUGGCUUUAUGCAAGAAAAUCAUCCGCUGAUGGAGGGCCAGCUCAAAGAAAAAAGGAACAAGUGGCUUAUUUUCAGACGCUGGAGAACACGCUAUUUCACACUGUCGGGUGCACAUCUUACUUACAAAGAAUCGAAGUUGGACCAAGAGGCAACACCGAUUGAAAUUAACCAGAUACGAAGUGUCAAGGUGGGACGCCAAGGCAGAAGCAUUCCAAAGGCUUUUGAAAUUUUUACCAGCGAUAAGACUUACGUCCUUAAAGCCAAGGAUGGUAAAAAUGCCGAAGAAUGGGUUCAGUGCCUUUCGAUUGCCGUAGCUUCGUCACAUGCACGCGAUAGUCCUUCUAGACCGUCUUCCCAACAUUUUAAUUUAGCGCAAUCGCAAUUCGGUUUGCGGACUGCUGUUUGAAAGCAAAAACGAUUAGAUAGGGCUUCCCGAACGUCCCGUUAAACCUUGUCGCUAUGCCAAAUUUGGCAUUUAAUGUCGUUUCUUUGUUUUUCAUAUGGGCGACUUUUGCUUCCCCAAGUUUAACAAACACUAACGACUAUCUUCUCCGGUUGCCGCAACUGCGUUUAGAAUUCUUCUUCCUCUGAUUCGAAAAGUCAUUGCAACACAUCCAUUCCUGUGCUUUAAAAUUGAGAGUUCUCGUGAUAAGAAUGUAGAAACUGUAUGGAGAUGUUUCUGUAGGAUUUAUUUAACAAAGAAUCCAUUAGCUUAUUUGCUUCCCACCAAUGCCUCAUUGUUAGUGUGUUUUGCCAUGGUUAUAUUACCGUUUACUGGAAACAGUGGCCUUGUUAUAUAUUUAGACUUAUACUCUCUCGAAUGUAAUAAUUUCUAGUUUAUUAAGACAGCAAAGCCUAAAGGUUAAAAAGUCGGACAAUACAUGUCAAGGUCCAUACCAA
Messenger RNA from Daphnia carinata, 4088 nucleotides. RefSeq names its product ventricular zone-expressed PH domain-containing protein homolog 1-like (gene melt). Gene Ontology annotation, biological process: regulation of signal transduction. NCBI's taxonomy places the organism in Eukaryota, Metazoa, Arthropoda, Branchiopoda, Diplostraca, Daphniidae. The record is from RefSeq and is a predicted model, not a curated record. The transcript has 8 exons. The coding region runs from base 211 to 3594 and encodes 1127 amino acids. Gene Ontology annotation, cellular component: plasma membrane. Gene Ontology annotation, molecular function: phosphatidylinositol-5-phosphate binding.